Messenger RNA from Bursaphelenchus xylophilus (pine wood nematode), 2462 nucleotides. The record is from the annotation of a GenBank genome assembly. NCBI's taxonomy places the organism in Eukaryota, Metazoa, Nematoda, Chromadorea, Rhabditida, Aphelenchoididae.
AUGAACUUCACAGAGGAUGUCGAUGUUAUCUCUUAUCUGGAGGAGAAGUUCCCAGAUCUAGAUCCAGAAGAAGGCCUGAAAUAUCCAUGCCGAUAUUUAAUCGACUCUUCACAUAUUCCGGUAAGAUUUUCUUCCUUUAUUUAAAAUUUUAGGUAUUUACUGAGGCUCUUCACACAUUGAUGGAAUUCGGCUUGAGUUUGUUAUUUUUCCCAGAUAUCAAUGGGAUCACGAUCAAGAACUGCAACAUCUCAAGAACAGCAUCUGGACAUGUUUUCUUCAGUACCGAAUUUUUCGGAGCUGUAAGAACCUACGAAUGGCCGGCGACUGUGCCUUGCGCAUCAAUAUCUGUUCGGGACAUUGCUUUAAUGUUAAAGAAAAUGGACAAACACAGGAAUAUUGAGUAUUUUGUGCUUGAUCUGGAGCCUUUGGCUGACGGAUUGGUGGUACGAAUAACCUACAGAAAUGGGAUUGAUACUGAAUUAGUUUUGAAAACUCGGGAGAUCUAUGCGAAUAGCCUACCGAGAGACGAAAGACCGGAGUCCGUGACCAGUGUAAUGAACGUUCUUGGACGGGAAUUCAGAAAUGUACUGACUACGUUGGGCAAACUGAAAGAAGUAAGCUCUGCAUUACUAACUUCCUUAUUUUCAGGUUGGAAUUUAUGUUUCUCUAUUCGGGGUUGUUCUGCAUACGAUCUGUAGCCGAUCUUUGAGAUCUCGAUCCAAGAAAAGCGCUGUCCAAAUGAGAGAUUUGAUCAACGCGACUUUAAUGGUUGAAGAAUCAUUUAUCGAAGUAAGUUGUUUUUGGUUUCAUGGCAUACUUUAGGUAGAUGUGAAAGACUUGUUAAUGCUGUCAAAGUUCGCGGCCUCAAAUGAUGAGAUCAUGAAGUUCUACUUUACCCAGUCUGAAGCUCCAUUGUUUGUUGUUGUGGACAUGAGUGGACUUUGCAGCAUUUCUUUUGUCUUGUCAACAGGAAUGGUCGAUCCUGUGAUGACUCGCAAUGUAAUCCGUCAAAUGAUUCCUUCUUUGAGAGAGUAAGACUAUAUCGUAUUUAUGAACAACUUUUCAGGGAUGGACACGUUACAUCAAUAAGGCUAUUCAAUGUUUCCGAUGUCAAUAAUACGGGGAAUCGCACUGUUAUUGACUUCGACAAAGAUCAGAUGGAUGAAGAUGAAUAUAUGGAUAGGAUGGUGCUGGGAAUCUCCAGAUCAAAGGCUCUUCCGAGACAAGAUCGGGGUAACGUAGCGGAUGAACUUCACAACAUGAGUUUGAAUGCUUGGAAUAACGACCAAGCUCAAGCGCCAGUAACUCAAAGGCCGCCUGAAAAUCACCCCGCGAGGGAUGAAGUGCUUGGCGCUGAGGAAAAUAUGGAAGAGAAUGUUAUGGGUGUAAACGAUGUGAUAUAUGAAGAGCAAACCAGGAGUCAUCCAGCUACUAGAAAGAAAAGUCAAGGUGUUGUAAAAUCUGCUGAAAAAAGAAACGUGACCUUAACAGAGGAAGAGCCACCGAGGAUUAUAACAUCACCGAGAAUUGAGAACAUGGCGGAGAAUCAAUCUGACGUUAACGUUUGUGAUCAAAUAGAUGUGAAUGGGAAUAACCAGAGAUUGGAUACUUCAGCUAGACCUGUUUCAAGUCGUAAUCAAAAUUAUAAUGCAAAUCGCGAUGACCCUAAGAGUGUCGAAAUGAUAAAUGAAGAAGUGCUAGACGAGGUUACUGGACUUAUUGUAUGUUGGGGCUCUCAAAGAAGCAAAGAUAUUUUUUUUUUAGCCGUUUGAAAACUUUGGUAACGAAAAUAUUGCGCAGAAUGAAACUGAAUGUAUCGAUGGUCAAGCGCAUGGACAAGUGAAUGAUAUUGGUUUAGAAUUCAGAGACCCCUGUGACAUAGAGAUCUGCACUCAGCAGCCGAUGCGAGCCGAGCGUCAGUUCGAUAUGGGCGUAAUACUUGGUACAGCGCCUCCGUUCGUUUUUGAGGAAGAUGAACACUAUAACCAAAGUGGUGACUUUCGUCAACAGCCAACCAGCUCUAUGGAUUCUUCAGUUAACGAAAUUUCGCGAUCUCAAAGCGGAGAAUUCAACGAAAGGUAAAACGCCUCGGCAAGUUUAAUGUUUAUGAUGACUAUAGCCAUUAAACUUCGCAAUUUUAGAUCGAAUGUACAUACGAAACUCUAUCGAAACACAAUUUUUGAGACCGUUAAUCCCACAAAUCCAUCGGAAUGUACGAGGGAGGCUUUUCUUUAUCAGAAAUCUGCAAAUUACUGCAACCCAGGAAAGGAUCGAGUACCCACUCGAUUUGAUGGAGGUAAUCAUCACAUUUCCCUGCAUAAAAAUAUUAAUAUUGCCUUUCUUUAGGAGGACAUGUCAGCGGAGAUGAGCCUGAGAUUCUACAUUUUAUUAAUUUAAAGCCUGCAUCUUUCUGGACAUCUACAUUUUCGAUCAGACCUUUGGAGAAUGAUAUUAGCGAUUAA